Molecule: messenger RNA, 1824 nt
Organism: Didymodactylos carnosus
Lineage: Eukaryota; Metazoa; Rotifera; Eurotatoria; Philodinida; Philodinidae
Source: the annotation of a GenBank genome assembly
AUGAAAGUUAUUCACGAAUUUGAAAUCAGAUACAAGCCUAAACAUGCUGUCUGGUGGUAUACACGUGAUACAUUUUUCUAUCGUCUGUUGAACCGAGGCCUACGUCAACGAAAUAUUGAACUGGUAUUUUUUAUUUGGCUUCUGUAUAAAAGACGUCUAUUAUCAAUUGAAAAACAGCAUGAAAAAUUUAAAUCAGAAUAUCGGGACAAUCCAAUCAUAAAAUUGUUUCGUGGACAAGUAAUGUCAUUGAGUGAAAUUGAAAACUUGAAACAUCCUAUUACUUCUGUCGUGAAGAUAAAUUGUUUACUGUCAACAUCACUCAAUCGCAGUGUAUUAUUCAAAUUUCUAAAAGAAUCCCAAAAACUGGAAGGACUUGAACAUGUGUUCUUUGAAAUUGAUGUUGACGUUCGUAAACAGUCAUGUCCAUUCAGUGAUAUAUCGCGUUUAAGUUAUUUUCGCGAAGAAGCUGAAAUAUUAUUUAUGAUUGGUGUGGCAUUUGAUAUGACUAGACGUGAUGUAAGGUACGAUGAAAAUGACAAAGUCUGGAUAAUUAAAUGUUCUUUAGAACCUAAUUAUGAUGAUCGAACUAUAGGUCAAACUCCGAGAAGAAUUUUAAAAAACUGUAUCAGCACCCUUACACAUUUUUUUUUCAACGAAUUCCUGGGGCUCGAUGAUAGUAACAAAAUAUUCAAUGAAUUAAUUGAUAUAUUUCCGUUGGAAAAAGAAUGGAUAUCAGCCUAUAAACUAUGUUCUCUGGCUGAACGUGAUUGGUUGGGUUGGGAGUCCACUGGAGCACUAUCAAAGUAUGAUGAAGCAAUAAAGAUUUGGCUUCAUUAUCUCAAAGGUGAUGAAUUAAAUUGUUCAAUUAAUAUUGGUAAAAUUUACGAAGAGGUGGGUAAUAUUUCAUCAAGUAUAGAUACUGAUCUUGCUCUGAAGCAUUUUGAUUUGGCACUUACUUAUCUACAAUCAGCACUUGAAAGUCGUGGUGUUGGCGGCACUACAAAACAGGCAAAAAAGCUUAUAUUAGAUAAAUUAGUUAGCAUAUACGAGCAGAAAAUGAGUAACAAUGAUAAUGAAAACUUAGAAUAUACUUCAAUGAUCAAUAAAUACAAGGAACAACGAAUUCAGAUAAUUGUGGACUCUGUUCUUGAUUUCGACGAUGUUAAUUCAUUGACUGAAUUAGCUGAUCUUUAUAAAUCACUAGACAAAUUCGAUGAUGCAUUAAUGAAUUAUGAAAAAGCAUAUGAAGCUGCAGUCAAAUCGCUUGCGCCUACAUCAUUCUUUUGUGAACGUAUGGUUGAAAUCUUAAUUGAACAUACGAAAGUUUAUCAAACAGCACUUAAAUAUCAAUCGAUAGAACAUGAGAAUAUAUUGAAGGUGUCUGCAUCAGAAAUAUGCGACGAUGAGGAUGAGGUUAAAUCGAAAAAUGGUCAAAGCGCUGAAAGUCAUGCUAAGGUGGCUGAGAUCUAUAUUCUACUAGAGCAAUAUGAUUUGGUAAAAGAACAUUUAAUGAACGUUAAACAAUUUUAUGAAGGAUCGGGAAAAGAUGGCAUAGCAGAACUCAUAUUGACCACGGAAAAGUUAGCUGAUGUUGAAGCAAAAUUAAACGAAAACGAUUCAGCAAACGAACAUUUGAAUAUGGUAUUGAAAUUACAUCAAGAUGCUUUACAAGUACUGGAAAACAACCUUGAUGAGUAUAGUGAGAUGCUAGUAGCCUCUGAGCAACGAUUAAUGGUCAAAAUAAACACUAGUUCCGACGCAAGUUCCAUGUUUUUUUAUCGCUCUUGGGUAAUUCCCGUAGUUCCCAUAAUUGCAUACUGUUAA